This is a messenger RNA of Lipotes vexillifer (Yangtze River dolphin), 396 nucleotides long. It is a transcript of the gene MED31, whose product is annotated as mediator complex subunit 31. Gene Ontology annotation, biological process: regulation of DNA-templated transcription. The transcript has 4 exons. Lineage: Eukaryota; Metazoa; Chordata; Mammalia; Artiodactyla; Lipotidae. Gene Ontology annotation, molecular function: transcription coregulator activity. The coding region runs from base 1 to 396 and encodes 131 amino acids. Gene Ontology annotation, cellular component: mediator complex. The record is from RefSeq and is a predicted model, not a curated record.
AUGGCAGCCGCUGUCGCUAUGGAGACAGAUGAUGCUGGAAAUCGACUUCGGUUUCAGUUGGAGUUGGAAUUUGUGCAGUGUUUAGCCAACCCAAAUUACCUUAAUUUUCUUGCCCAAAGAGGUUACUUCAAAGACAAAGCUUUUGUUAAUUAUCUUAAGUACUUGCUUUACUGGAAAGAACCAGAAUAUGCCAAGUAUCUAAAGUACCCUCAGUGUUUACACAUGUUAGAACUGCUCCAAUAUGAACACUUCCGUAAGGAGUUGGUGAAUGCUCAGUGUGCGAAAUUUAUUGACGAGCAGCAAAUUCUGCACUGGCAGCACUAUUCUCGGAAGCGGAUGCGCCUUCAGCAAGCCCUGGCGGAGCAGCAACAGCAAAAUAACACAUCAGGAAAAUGA